GAGGCUCCGGGGCGGAAGCAGCUCCGUAAGAUAUACCUCGCUGCAGAGGGGAGCAACAGCGGAACGGAGACACGGUGGCCGGGCCGAAAACGUCACAAAGCCUCAGAGAGCGGGCUCUGUCCCGCCCGCUCCCCAGGUGGACGUGGUCUUGGCAUCCACGCCAAUGAGAAUGUGAGGGCGGGGCCUGAAUAGACGCAGGAAAUGGCGACGGCCGCGGGUCUCUGCCCGCCCGCCGCCAUGCCGCCCUUACUGCCCCUGCGCCUGUGCCGGCUGUGGCCCCGCAACCCUCCCUCCCGGCUCCUCGGAGCGGCCGCCGGGCAGCGGUCCAGACCCAGUACUUAUUAUGAACUGUUGGGGGUGCAUCCUGGUGCCAGCACUGAGGAAGUUAAACGAGCUUUCUUCUCCAAGUCCAAAGAGCUGCACCCGGACCGGGACCCUGGGAACCCAAGCCUGCACAGCCGCUUUGUGGAGCUGAGCGAGGCAUACCGUGUGCUCAGCCGUGAGCAGAGCCGCCGCAGCUAUGAUGACCAGCUCCGCUCAGGUAGUCCCCCAAAGUCUCCACGAACCACAGCCCAUGACAAGUCUGCCCACCAAACACACAGCAGCUCCUGGACACCCCCCAACGCACAGUACUGGUCCCAGUUUCACAGCGUGAGGCCACAGGGGCCCCAGUUGAGGCAGCAGCAACACAAACAAAACAAACAAGUGCUGGGGUACUGCCUCCUCCUCAUGCUGGCGGGCAUGGGCCUGCACUACAUUGCCUUCAGGAAGGUGAAGCAGAUGCACCUUAACUUCAUGGAUGAAAAGGAUCGGAUCAUCACAGCCUUCUACAACGAAGCCCGGGCACGGGCCAGGUCUGUCCCUGCUCUAUUCUGCUCCCUCCUCCCUGUCCAGGCACCACACUUCGGGAUCCCUAUCCCAACCACCCAGGUGCCCUCUCCUCCAGGGCCAACAGAGCCAUCCUUCAGCAGGAGCGACAACGGCUAGGGCAGCGGCAGCCGCCACCAUCCGAGCCAACACAAGGCCCCGAGAUCGUGCCCCGGGGCGCCGGCCCCUGAGGGGCUCACCUGGAUGGGGCCUGCAGUGCGUUCCCGCCUUGCUUCCUUCCCCGGACGGCCCGCUCCCCGAAACGCGCGCAAUAAAGUGAUUCGCAGA
Pan troglodytes (chimpanzee) is the source of this 1155-nucleotide messenger RNA. RefSeq names its product DnaJ heat shock protein family (Hsp40) member C4 (gene DNAJC4). The record is from RefSeq and is a predicted model, not a curated record. The transcript is spliced from 7 exons. Lineage: Eukaryota; Metazoa; Chordata; Mammalia; Primates; Hominidae. Bases 202 to 987 code for a protein of 261 amino acids.